Durusdinium trenchii is the source of this 300-nucleotide messenger RNA. Lineage: Eukaryota; Dinophyceae; Suessiales; Symbiodiniaceae. The record is from the annotation of a GenBank genome assembly.
AUGGACUUACAAACGUACAUGUUUUAUCCAGACCUUCGAAUCGAUGAGCCAUGCGGCUGGGAAGGGAUGCGGCACUACGUGGCUACUGGCUUGGCAAUCCAUGGUGGCAUCAAGACCUACAUCGAGGAGUUCCAGCCCCAAAUCCUGGAUAGGGAAGAACAUAUGCGCGAACAGGAUGGACCUGCAUCGAUUCGAAUUGAUUAUUGCAAUUGGAUUGAGAUUUUCAUAGAUUUUCUAAUUUGGCGGCCUGAGGGCAAAUGGAUCAUCGAGUGGAACCGGGAGGAAGGCGAGUGUCUUUGA